CUAGGGCGGCGCGCACACGGCCGCCGCUAGCCGCCCGCUCAGUACGUCCUCGCGGUACUUGCACUCGUUCGCUCGCCGUAUUCUCCGCGCUCCGGUGCACCGUAUCGCGCCGCAGGUUCCGCGAGCCAGGUGAGGUUGGGGCCGACGCGGCCCCGGCCGUGCGGCGCGUCGCUGACGCUGUAUUGAUCGCAUCCUGUCUCAUCUGACUGUUUGAAUGUUUAUAAACAGCCGGUCGCAUCCAUUCGUUCCCUCUUGUUUCUGAUAAGUUUGUCUGACGGCAGACGAGCCGGCCGCUGCUGAAAGGAACGCUGAGUGCUGGCUCCGACUGCGCACCAACUGGAUUCAGUGCACAUCUCAGCCGGCAAGAGAGAAGUUUGUGAAUAAAAGAAUUAGAAAUUUUAGUUUAAAAAUGGGCAUCGUCACUUAAAUUGGUUAGAUUGUAACGUCAGCAUGAGAAGAGUAUAGGUAGCCAUGUUAUCGUACAUGGUACCGGUGGAGGAGAAGCCCCCGCCGGGUCCAGGGAAGGGCCGGCUCGCGCUGGAGCUGAGCGGCAGUCCCGGCAGCCCGGAGUCGGCCGCGCGCCGCAACAGGACUAACAUUUCCAAAGAGUCGUCGACGAGCUCGUUCGCCAGUGAUCUAACGAUAUCUUCGUCGACGCCUACUGGCGCCCACGAGAAGCCCAAGCAUAAACUGCUAAGCAAUGGCACCAAGCACACUACGCUUAAAAGGGUGUCAUUUGGAAGUUCAAAAGGGUCUAUGGUAGAGACCCUAAUUUACGAGAGCCCCCUGCAGGAGGAGCCGGAGAACAGCCCCCCGCCGCGGGUGCAGGAGACCGCGUUCCCCUACACGCCCGUCGAAGACGAUUCGGAGCGUUCUAAGGUACGCGUGUCGUUCUACCAAGGGGCGCGGCCGCAGUGUCUGUCCCCGCCGCCGGCGCCUGAAUCGCACGUACUGUACGCGGCACUGCUCUCCGCCGCCGCUAACGGUGACAUGGCCGAACACGCUAUGUACAACAGACAGAUCAGCACGGAGAGCGGCUGGGACAACCCGUUCCGGCCCGACGGCGACCUGAGCCGUGAGGCCGACGAGAUAGUGUCGCUGAUCAAGGGCGGCAAGCCCAUCACGCCGACGCCCACCGCCGCGCCGCAGCUACCCGCCUGCCACGAAAACGACGACAAACUACAAGCGAAUGAUGUUAGCGCUAGUGCUCCGUCUUCGCCUGAGACGAAAGUGGCAAGUCCGGUGCAGCAGAGCAGUCCGAAGGCCAUGAACGGCACGAAGAACGGCGCGGUGGGCGCAGGCGCGGGCGCGGGCGGCGGGGAGGCGCGCGUCGGGCCCGUGGAGGUGCAGCGCUCGCCGCCGCCGCAGCCGCAGCAGCCCGAGCACGUCACGCUGCGCAAGAAGCCCAAGUGCAAGUGCUGCGCCAUACAGUAACGUGCCCGCGAGUUCUCGCCCGUUUCUUCUGCGCUUCACCGGUAACACGCUCUGCUUACCCGCGGCCGCGCUCGGCCCACGGUGUUUACUCGGUGCUAAAUAUUCAUUUUUUUUCAACUUGUUUUACAUUCGUAAAUCGACCUAUAUUGAGAUGAAAAAAAAAUAUUUCUAAUCAGGAAUGCCUAUGUGUUCAUUGUACUAUUUACAAAGCAUCACGAGUGUGUUUAGGCGUGUAUUUUCGUGUAAUAUUUACAAAUGAUAUUCGAAGCCCGUUUCGCAGUAUUGCAUAGGUACUACUACGACAGUUUUCAUUUGUCUGUUAUUACCUUAAGGUGGUUUUUGAUAAUAAUUUUAUGUGCUAAGUUUUGUUCUUUAUUAGGGUACAAACACGAAAGUAUUUAUUACGUUUAGCUAGUCUGAGAAAAAAUAAGUUUCGGAUGUUGUUUUGUUACAGCCUAUAUUAAAGUACUUUCAAUAUCUGUGAGAAUAUAUAGGGACAAAAAAUGAUUGGUUUGACGAGAGAAUCUCAGGGAAAUUACCGGAGCUUGCCAAAAGAGAAGAGCUUACUUGAAACGUAAACAUUCGCGUAUCAGCAACACGAAACUGCAGCUGUGCUCAUAUGAUAUCGUUUGACACAUUGACAGAUGUAUAUUCUUAUGUCUUAACUUUAUAGAAAUUGUAAUUUAUUUAAAAAUGUUAUUUUAGAGUUGAAUCUGUGUUGAAUAAUAAUAAAAUACAUAAUUUAAAAGCAGUUGCAUGUGACCUGUUUAACUUGUGCCAGUUUAAUGAAACAAAACUAAUGUACAGAUUAUAAUAAUUAUAAACGUGUAUCUGUAAACAUGAUGAAUAAAAAUUGCGUUGUACGUAGCAACAGGAGGCGUCCGUUGACGUGGCGAUGUAUUUGGCAGUAUUGUCUGCGUCCGCGUUCCAAACGUGCGACGCCUGCGCAGCUAAUCCCGUUACAAACCAAUGGUCACGCGCAUCUGCUUUUAACGUAUAUUUUUAUAUCUUUAUUUAUUAAAAGAAAAGUAUUAUAAAUCCUACAGAGUGGCUAAAUUGUCGGUAGAUAACCGUGACUGUUUUAGGUAGAUCAACAGAUAAAAUAUAUUUUGUCAAAUUUCUCUCCGGCUAUUUUUGAAUGCUACGAUUUAGUGUUCCAUUUUGAAAGUUGGAUACAGCAUUAGAUAAUGAUGUGUAGCGAGGCGUGUUUGAUAAUGUGUGGCGUGCGACCACUAUUCCCUGCCUGCGGGAUACCGACCUUAUCCUUACAGUUAGAGAAUAACUUGAGAAACCGUUCGUAGCUUGCACACCUAUAUCUGUAGUGAUAAUUGAAUAGUAGCUGGUUAAAUGGUGCAAUAUCAAAAUUGGGUGCUUUUACAUCGUCUAUGUAUUUUGAUUAUUUAAGUGAAUACUAUCCACCCUUUAAAUUUAGAUUAUCCAUUUUCCAGGAUUACUAGGCAGCUGUAUAUGACAUCUAUCGUAAUUUUUAUGACUACACGGUCUUAGUUCUUCGGUUAUAAUGUUAUUGUUCAGACAUGACAGUUAUCGUCAGAAAUUUUAAAGGAAAAGUAUAUAGUGUUAAAUUGAACACGUCUCGCUACCGCUUCAUCGGCUUAGUCAGUGUCCAUAAUACCCUAGCAUUCAAGAUUAGCCACAUCAAAUACGAUUAGGUAAAUGUUAUUGUUGUUAAUAUUAAACGUAGACUCCACACGCUUGCGUCCUGUACAGACGAUGUCUCUAUAACGAAUGUUACUAAUCAGUACGUGGGAUUGUGUCAUGCCUGAGAUGAAUAAGACUGUUAACGAGGGUGCCGAAGUAUUGGAUACUGGUUAGUAAUCGCGUAGGGCGACCUCCACGAACGAGCUGAUGCCGCCUUACCGUCGCGUAACGUCGGUUUGAAAUUCAGGCAAAACUGACUCUUGACGCGUUAAUCGUAUAAUUGAAAAUCGAACACCAGCGGCGUCAGCUUGAUUUUAUCACGAGGGCGACACUGCGCCUGACCCCACGACGGGAAGAGUGGAACGGCGUGUCAUAAGAACGUGACGGAAAUUCUGCUAUAAAAGAAAUAGUUUAAUAAAUUAUGUGAAAAUUUAAAUGGGCGACUUUCCUUGAUAUCCACAAGGCGAUAUUAUAUUCGUAAUAAGGUUAAGAACUGCGACAUUGGCGGCUGAGGUUGUUAGAAAGGUCUUGAUUAUGUGUAUAAAAUCAGCGGGGAGUCGGCUCCCUUCUAACGGAAUAGCGUUCUUAAGGUAGCUAGGUUUAAUUAGUGAGGACAUAGUUAGGGUAUCUACGUUAUUAACUUUGUUAUUAAACCGAUAAAUUAUUUUUGAUUUUGUUUAGGUUUUGUAUUGGUAGGUGGCGCUCGGGUGCCAAGUAAUGAACAGAUUGCGUUGAACUGCAACACGAGCCUUGUUAAGUAGUGUCCAUACAGCCGUGUUCGCCAGUGAGUCCCGGUUCACAGUUCACACGGACGUGCGCGGCUGUGUGGGCGAGCCUUUAUUCGCCUGUCCGGGACACGUCAGUCGCGUUAGCGCUGUAGAUCCGCCUCCGUUUCACGUAGCAUGGCUUCGCGUAGCAUUAUUUGUACGGUUUAUUUGUCUGACGGAACGGUGUCGAAGUGUGUAGCGAGCGGUAAUGACAAUAGAUUCCCUGUCGAUGGUUCCGCCACCACUGGCCCGCAUUAGACACUCCUGCACUUGUAGAAGUAUAAGAUUCCGACCGCGCUCAUUUCGCUAACGAGUGUCCAUAGUUAACUUCACCACACAUUUCCUAUAAGACAAAUAUGUUAUAUCUUUCACUAAUAAUACGUCAAUAGCUAGGUUCCAUUUCGGCCUUUAAUCUCAUUUUACAUGUCUAACGAUAAACUAGCUUGUUAACUUCAUGUUCUUUUUUUAUUUUUACGACGUAAAUAGUGCGUUUAUUUGGGCACAAAUAUUUUUUCUUAAUAAUUCCUAUGAUAAUAUAAAUACUGUAUGAGAGUCCAACACGUUGGGUUUUAUCUCCAGAGUAAAAAAAAUAUUUCUUGUUUGACUUAUAUUUUCAAUAAGAAUAAUAUUUUAAAUAUAGAAGAGAGGCAGAUAUGUUAUACUAAAGUAUUAUGUUAAUCCUUUAAGUUGGCGGCUCUCAUACAUACUGCAUGCAUAUAAAUUAAAAUAUAAAAAAAAAUGUAUGUGUUUAAAUAUUGACUUGUAUCACCUGUUAGUAUUUCAAUGGAUGAAAGUAUGUUCCUUAAUAAAGUUUUUUAUUUACAAGUAAAAUACUGGCAUUAAGGUUUCAUAUUUAAUAUCCCAAGUUAAUAAAUAUACACCACUCUUCACUGGUAAAAAAAAAAUAGUAAAAUGUUAUUUGUGUAUUGUGUGUUACUACCACAAAGUCUAAAUGUGAAGUAUGUUCUUAUUUCCAAUAUUUUAUUGUAUUACUUAAGUAUUUGUGUAAUACAAAACUAAAAUGACAUAUUUGUAUAAAAAUCUUUACUUUCUAUUAUAUUAUUGUCAAUCAAUGAAUAUGUACAAAUCAAUUACAUUGUAAUUAUUUAUAUUAAAUCUUUAAAGGCGA
Messenger RNA from Manduca sexta (tobacco hornworm), 4989 nucleotides. RefSeq lists its product as uncharacterized. NCBI's taxonomy places the organism in Eukaryota, Metazoa, Arthropoda, Insecta, Lepidoptera, Sphingidae. The transcript has 6 exons. The record is from RefSeq and is a predicted model, not a curated record. The coding region runs from base 472 to 1434 and encodes 320 amino acids.